Molecule: messenger RNA, 908 nt
Organism: Mytilus californianus (California mussel)
Lineage: Eukaryota; Metazoa; Mollusca; Bivalvia; Mytilida; Mytilidae
Product: CD209 antigen-like protein C
Exons: 4
Coding region: 110-868 (252 amino acids)
Molecular function (GO): signaling receptor activity
Source: RefSeq, a predicted model, not a curated record
AAUAAUAUGUCAUGCUUUGCUCAUUAGCAACUUACAUGUUGAAACCCAGGUUUCUAGUCGUGAUCACUGCGUUUAUACUUACAUGUAUAUGAAUUGUUGACAUGAUAUAAUGAAAGGUCGUAUGGCUUUCACGAUGGAAACACGUACAGUUUAUAUUAUUUUGAUUGUACUGCUUACAAUGGGGGAAAGGAAUUUGGCUAAACCAUGUGUUAACUCUGGGUGUCGUUCAGUUAAAAUGCCAUUAGUGUCAGACAACUUAAAGGCUCCAUUAAUAGCUGAACUGGACGUGUCAAUGGUGAACCAGCAGUUAAAGGAAUAUAUUGAUGAUGCUAUAAAUGUAACAUAUAUUGACAAAUUUAAUGACGUCGUCGAAGAAAAACAAGAGUCGUUAAAGUCGACGGUGUCGCAAAUUAAUAAACAAUUAAUCGGUAUGUUGGCUUGGAAGGAAAAAGUGUCCGAACAGUUUCUCGAAAUGUCACGACCAUGUAAGAAAGGAUGGAUAAAGUUUGGAGGCCAUUGUUACUACAUCGGACCUGGUAAAAAGACAUGGGACGAUUCUAUAGUUGAUUGCCAGAGGAAAGGUUCUUACUUGGUUAAAGUAGAGGACGCUUCAGAAAAUCUCUGGCUUCAAACUGUAAUGAAUGCCAACAACAUCGAUAUACUUAGGAUUGGUGCACAUGAUAUUCAUCAUGAAGGAACAUGGCGCUGGACUUCUGAUAACACAGCUGUAGAUUACACAAACUGGGGUGGCGGACAGCCUGAUAAUGCUGGCGGAAGUGAAGAUUGUGCUGAAUUGUGGAAAGCAGCCUCGUACCGAUGGAACGAUCGUCCUUGCACAUCGUUGUUGCGAUACAUAUGUGAGAGAUAGAUGAAGCUAAACAAUUAUGAUCAAUGUGCAAAUUUAUGUU